This is a messenger RNA of Clupea harengus (Atlantic herring), 1054 nucleotides long. RefSeq names its product fATP synthase c subunit lysine N-methyltransferase (gene atpsckmt). The record is from RefSeq and is a predicted model, not a curated record. Gene Ontology annotation, biological process: peptidyl-lysine trimethylation; positive regulation of proton-transporting ATP synthase activity, rotational mechanism; regulation of mitochondrial ATP synthesis coupled proton transport. Gene Ontology annotation, cellular component: mitochondrion. Gene Ontology annotation, molecular function: protein-lysine N-methyltransferase activity. NCBI's taxonomy places the organism in Eukaryota, Metazoa, Chordata, Actinopteri, Clupeiformes, Clupeidae.
GGUCAUCGUGCUACUGAGUAGGCUUACUGAAUCUCUCCUAAUGUGUCUUUAUCUAAGAACAUGUAUGUUAUUUUAAAUGGUGUUCACUGGCAAUUUGGAGUGAAAACUCACGCCAUUAAAAACACCAGAAAGUACGGCAAAAUCCGCUAAUCUAGGAUAAAGUUCUGACCUUCUGGUCCUUCUGUUGUCAUGUCUUAGCGGCGAUCAUUUUGAUUAAACCUCCGAUUUAGUUAACGUUAGCUGGAUUUAUUCUGACGGUACGGUGUUUACCAUUAUGUCUAAGUACGACGCUCAAACGAGUACGCCGGGAGACACAAUUGACGUUGCUGUGACAGGCAAUGGCCUAGGAAAGCGUUUAGGCAUAAUCGCUACAUGCGUAGUUGGAGGGUCGCUGGUUGCCCUCUAUGCAGUGACAGGACCAUUUGUUGCUCCUGCCCUAAGAAAAAUAUGUCUCCCAUUUGUUCCGGCAACUUCGGUGCAGGUUGAGAAUGUCUUUAAAGUGCUUCAGCAAAGAACAGGGUCACUCGUGGACAUUGGAAGUGGAGAUGGAAGAAUAGUGAUAGCAGCUGCCAAGAAGGGCUUUAGAGCUGUAGGUUUUGAGCUCAAUCCAUGGCUGGUUUGGUAUUCGCGUUACAGAGCUUGGAGAGAAGGGGUUCAUCAUUCUACUUCAUUCUAUAUAUCAGAUCUAUGGAAGGUUAGUUUUGCACAGUAUUCCAAUGUUGUGAUUUUUGGAGUCCCACAGAUGAUGGAGAAACUUGAGGACAAGCUGGGGAGAGAGCUACAAAGCUCAGCAAGGGUGGUUGCCUGUCGCUUCCCCUUUCCCUCUUGGGUUCCUGAUGACACAGCCGGCGAGGGGAUAGAUACUGUGUGGGUGUAUGAUGCUAAGACAGUUCAGUCUCUUGUACAGAUAAACCAGGCAACUGAAAAGUGAGCUGAAUUAGGGUUACUUUUACUUUGGUACUUUCUUCCUGGUAGAAUGUAUUCUGUUCAUUGUGUGAAUUAAAAACUGUAUGAAUAAAUGUAUCAUGAAAAUAAAUGUAUAUUUCUAUUAAUA